UUUGCUUCUGAAUUGGGGAAGAGAACAGGAAAAGCUUCGGUGAAGCAACAACAAAGAAUUGCUGUGCAGCCAGAUCCGGGGAAGGUUUGCUGACAAGUCAUGGGGGGCCAAUUGAGUAAGGGAAAUUUUGCAAGGUUGGAUGCUGCCAAAAAGAAGGGGAAGGAGAGGGAAGAGCAAGACCCAGAGGGACCUGGAACUGGCAAGAGAUCAAGGAACGGUCCCCAUCCCAUCCAAGCAGGGAGAGGUGCUGAAUUAUGGGACAGACCGGUGUCAGAGAUCUUGGCUCAGGACAAUAUGACCACAGAAUUACGCAGCCGAUGCUUCCGGCAGUUUCGGUACCAUGAUGCUGAUGGGCCCCGAAAAGUUUGCAGCCAGCUCCAUGGACUUUGCAACCACUGGCUGAAGCCGGAGAGGAACACCAAGAAGCAGAUUCUGGACCUGGUGAUCCUGGAGCAGUUCCUGGCCAUCCUGCCCCAGGAAAUGCAGCGCUGGGUCAGAGGAUGUGGGCCAGAGACCAGUUCCCAGGCAGUGGCUCUUGCCGAAGGGUUUCUCCUGAGUCAGGAAGAGGAAGAGAGGCAGGAGGAGCAGAUGUGGGGACCAUCAGUGAAGAUGGAAGCUAAGUUCUCUGGGGCAGAAGGAGCUCCUUUAGAGGAAGGGCAGAGGGCUCUAGCCCAGGAGCAUGCCCAAGAUGUCCUCUCACAUGGUAAGGCUGUCUUACGGCCAAAUAGGAUUGGGGUACAUAGUGAAGUUGUUGGGUACAAGGACAGGACAGGAGACAAAGAAAAAUUUCUGCACACAACACAGAUUUAA
This is a messenger RNA of Heteronotia binoei (common prickly gecko), 810 nucleotides long. Its product is annotated as zinc finger protein 496-like. Lineage: Eukaryota; Metazoa; Chordata; Lepidosauria; Squamata; Gekkonidae. The record is from RefSeq and is a predicted model, not a curated record. The transcript has 3 exons. Bases 100 to 810 code for a protein of 236 amino acids.